AUGACAGAGUCAAGUGCAUCUUCUACUCAAGUAGAUCUGAGUCCAUAUGUGAUCAUCCAGCCACCUCUCUCCCGCUGUGGACACGGCCCAGGGCUAAUUAUCAUACGACCUCUUUGUUACGCGACAUGUCAGCGGGACAACAAGACCCUUGAUCCAGAGCCUCUCAAAAAAUGGGCGGAGGAAAGCUUCACGGUGGCACAGAUUACUGUGGAUGAGAAGUCUGUCAUUGAUAGAUCUUCUGUACGAGAGCUUCUUCAGGAAGCUGAGCGUGGCUUAAUAGAGAGGCUGGAGUGCGAUGCGAAGGAAAAGGUUGGAUUGAUAGUCUAUGGAUCGAAGAAAGAUUAUGCUCCUCGAUUCGAGGAUGGUCUGCAAGGUGCACUAACUCAAGGUAUGGCUCUGAUCGCAGUAGUUUUCUUCGACUCUUGGGACAUUCCUUUUUUUCAGUCAGCACUUUUCCAGCUGUCUAGUCCAAUGGAAAGCAAGAAGGAAGGUCAAACUAUACACAUAUACUCCGACGUAUCCUCCCCCAGCUUCAUAAUCCCCGGCCACCCGGAUUUCAAGCUAUCGACCGCAGGAGUAAGUCAUACGCGGUGUGUUGGAUUUAUUAAAAAGUACAUGGGUGGCCCACUCUUUGACCUUGAGAAGAUCUGGGACGAGCACACAUAUUAUGAAUUUGAAGCACGCUCGGUUGAAAAGACAAUGGCGACAAUGGUCUCGGAGCCUUAUGUCAAUCAUGUGCCAACUUUGACAGGAGGCAUUGGAAGAGCUCAUUUAAGUCACUUUUAUCUCCAUCACUUUAUCUUCAACAACCCCGACGACACAGCUUUGGAGCUUAUUAGUCGUACAGUUGGCACUGACCGUAUUGUGGAUGAGUUUAUAUUUGUCUUCACUCAUGUGACGCAGAUGGACUGGAUGAUCCCCGGAAUUCCUCCUACGGGCAAGCAUGUUCGCGUUCCAUUCACGUCUGUAGUUAACAUCCGCGGGGAUCGCUUGUUUCAUGAACACAUUGCAUGGGACCAGGCGACAGUACUUGUUCAGCUAGGUCUGUUACCCAAAUAUCUGCCUUUUCCUUAUGCACUGCCUGAUGGAUCCGUGCCAGCGCACGGGAAACGAUUCGAGUACCGUGUGCCAGCAGCGGGUUCCGAGAGUUCCGCGAAACUCCAGAAUGAGCAUGAGGUGCCUUCUAACCAGAUGUUCGAGUAUGAGAUUCGUGAGGUCGAUGAUUGA
This is a messenger RNA of Penicillium digitatum Pd1, 1227 nucleotides long. The record is from RefSeq and is a predicted model, not a curated record. Lineage: Eukaryota; Fungi; Ascomycota; Eurotiomycetes; Eurotiales; Aspergillaceae.